UUUUUUCAUUUUAAUUUUCUUUAAUGAUGACUAUGUGACCAUGUCUUGUUGCUUUUGUCCCUCCAUUUCUUAAUUCAAAGGAAUUCAAUUGAGUUGGUUCAGAAAUAACUGCCUGCGCAUGCAUGAAGCUUUAGAGAUUGCAUGGAUGUCGGCUACUUUUUUAGGUUUGCAUGUUAUUGCCACUUUACAAGGCUGAAAUUUGACUGAGGGGUUAUAAUUUGAGUGGGAGCUAGCUACUCCUCCUGUAAAUUGCUUCCUAAGAAAUAGUAUUUGUUGAUGAUGGAUCUCCAAGGAGACCAGUCAUAGCUUUCAAAGGUAUUGAAGUCCCAGAAAGUGUGAAACCAAUCUGCAGACAAGUGGGGUUUUUGAGUGAGCGUCAUCAAGAAAAACAAAUGUAUCUUUAGAGGAGAAAAUGAGCAUUAUCUUUAUUGAAAGUCAGGCUUGAGUAAUUCGUGGAGUUGAAAAAACUACUUGAAGAUCAAAUGGCUACUCCUUUGUGGUUCUUCAGAUUCCCACCACCUUUGUUGCUUGUUCUUGCUUCAUUCCUUGUAUUGAUUGGAUUCAUGGGGUUUGGAUUCCUCUCCAUCUUCCUAACAUCUAUGGUACUGAUUUUCUCGACUGUUUUCUUCCCAUUUUCUAAGCAAAAACCUCUUCAUCUGGUUGAGAAUAAGUUAAUUGAAGAAAAACUGUUCAUUCCUUGCUUGGAAGAUGCAAAAUAUCAAAGUGCUACCCCACAAGAGAAGGAUGCUGAAGAAGCACCACUGAGCUCAACGGAUUUGAUAUCAGAAAGUGAAUGCCUUGAUCACUUAUCAACCAGUGAUGAUUCUGAAUUAGUUGACUGGUCGUUUGGAGACAGUGUGGCUCGGAGCCCAGAUUUCUCAGACGGCUCCAUUUCCGACGAGGAUAGCCUCAUCGAAAUAGCCCUCCCGGGUGGAUACUAUGUCGGUCACAAGGAGCAUGACUCAUUGUUUAACCUGCAGCAGAAAAUGCCAGGUUUGUCGCCCCAGUCCAUUUUUAAGCAGCAUACUAUAUUGGAGCUUUUGGCUGAGAUCAAUGAGAUGAAUGAGGAAGAAAAUUUGUUCGAAAUCGACUUAUCCGUGGGAUCCAUCAAGUGUUCAAGGUUUGAGAUUGAAGCUUGAGAGUUACCUUCUUUUAUUCAAUUUUAUGACCAUUUUUAUGUUUUUGAUCCGCCAUGGAUUUGGUUGAAGAUAAAGUUUACAACUUUACGUUACAACUUUACAUUUCGCUUAUGUGCAAUUGGCUACUUUGUGUUAUAAUGUUGUGCACGGUAAGCUGCUUCUGCUUUUUGACAAGCUUUGGAUUCCCACCAAAGCACUUGUACUAUGGCCCUUUUCAUUUCUCCUAAUGCACACUAAUUAAAGUACUAAAAGUUUAAUUGAAGGUCAAAAAAAA
Messenger RNA from Malus domestica (apple), 1413 nucleotides. RefSeq lists its product as uncharacterized. The record is from RefSeq and is a predicted model, not a curated record. NCBI's taxonomy places the organism in Eukaryota, Viridiplantae, Streptophyta, Magnoliopsida, Rosales, Rosaceae.